CCGGUCCCCAACCCAUUGACGAUGCUCUUUCACCCUAGCUAGCUACCCUCCUCAUCGCGCUCUUUCACCCUGGCUACCCCUGGAAGAGCUCUUCCCAUUCCCUUCGCCUUCGAAACCACUUCCAUACCCUAAUCGUGUCACAAUCUUCUUCAUCUUCUUAAUCUUCACUUCAUACUCUUCUUCUCUUUCUCGUUCUUCUUCCGUUCUUUCUUCUGGAUCUCUUUGUGCAUACGUUCGAAGUCCACAAAUUAAAUUUCAAGCUACACCAAACAUGGGCGACGGCAAGGUGAAUCUCCCCGACGAUCUCUUCUCCUCCAAGUCCUCCGAUUCCAAAGCAUCCACCCUGUUUUACUGCUGCUGUUUAGAAUGAAUUUGUCUUUCCUCUGAAUGUUGCUGCUAGUAUGCAAGGAGCUAGUAAGGCAAUGGCAGCCAUGAAUAAGAAGUCUAUGUAGUUCUUCAAGAGUGUCUUGAAAUGAGAAAAAGAUAUGUUUUUAAAGAAGCGGUUGCUCCAUGGGACAAAGAAGUUAUAUCUGACCCCAGUACUCCAAAGCCUAACCCACAACCAUUCUUUUAUGCACCUGAAGGAAAGUCUGAUCACUACUUUGAAAUACAAGAUGGGGUUAUUCACGUAUAUCCAAAUAAAGACUAGGAUCUCAGCUGACUCCUGUUUACAUCUUGGAGCUGGAGCACGUGCUGGAAUAAUUGCCAUGUCCGCAACUUAUCCAAUGGAUAUGGUUCGAGGCAGGAUAACUGUACAGACAGAGAAGUUUCCUUACCAGUACAGAGGGAUGUUCCAUGCUUUGACAACUGUGCUUAGAGAAGAAGGCCCACGUGCUUUAUAUAAGGGUUCCAUUGUAGAUCUAAACUUUGCUGUUUAUGAGUCUUUGAAAGAUUGGUUAGUUAAAUCCAAUCCAUUUGGUCUAGUGCAAGAUUCUGAGUUGAGUGUGACAACUCGCCUGGCAUGUGGUGUUGCACCUGGAACUAUUGGGGAAACUGUUGCUUAUUCCCUUUGAAGCACCUUUAGAUUGAAGGUGUGGCUAGCUUUCCAUUUGAUGAUCAUAAUUGCCCACCACUUCAACUAGUUAUCUCUUUCUGUCAUAGUGCAUACUCGUGGUUGAAGUUAGAUAUUGAGAAUGUUGUGGUUGUCCACUGUAAGGCUGGAAUGAACAAGGUUGAUGAUUUCUAGUCUUCUAUUAUUCUUGAAGUUCUUUCCAAUUGCUGAGGAGUCAAUGGAUUACUAUAAUCAGAAAUGAUGUGUUGAUGGAAAAGGACUUGUUCUGCUCAGUCAGAUUGGAAGCUGUGAAACAUUUUGGUCCUGGUCCUGGUGUUCCUCAUAGCCAUACCAAGCCUUAUGUACGAUCUAAGGGAAGGAAGUUUGAGAGGGCUAGAGGAAGAAAGAACAACAAAGGACUUAGUGUUUAAGUUGUAUUGUUUCUGUAUUUUUCUACCAUUUUUAGUUUUGGAAUUUAAACUCGAGAUUUAUUUUGUAUUUGAAUAUUAGUUUAUUAAUGUAUAAAAUAAUUAUAGCAAAAUUAUGUCACUAAUUACUGUUUGAUUUGUCUUGCAAUAAAAAUUGCAUACUAU
This is a messenger RNA of Arachis ipaensis, 1584 nucleotides long. The record is from RefSeq and is a predicted model, not a curated record. NCBI's taxonomy places the organism in Eukaryota, Viridiplantae, Streptophyta, Magnoliopsida, Fabales, Fabaceae.